GAACUCAAAAAAGGAGGACUGUUCUUCCAAAAGGAGGAUGGUUGGUCACCUUACCUUUUGUCUCUGUGCAGCCUAAUAGGUUGUGUGAAUAUUGCUUAUGUGUACAAUUGAAAUGUUUUCUUUGUUUGAUUUGGGGGCAGGGGCUGCUGCAAUUGCCCUUGGUGGAUUAUAUUCAUAACAAUAAAACAUCCUGAUACAGUUACAGUUACCAACAAUAAGCAAUAAGAGUCCCUCAGUUAAACUAUUGAUAAAGUCACAAAUACAAUGAAUCCCUUGCCCAAUUUUCUUUUAAGUGACUCAAACUGGAAUUAACAUUAUUUUUACUAAAGAGAUCUUGUUAGAUGAGAGAUAACUUUUUCUGAAAAUGUUGCUUAUUCUUCCUGUUGCAUAAGUUUUUUCAAAAGUCCCAUUAACUAAUCACAUACUGAGACAGAUUUGGAAAAUGAGGACAACUCUGUUGAGCAAUAAAACAGAUCAGACUGCAGAAAAUUCUGAAAAUAAGUGGGAUUUGCUGAAAGUAAGGAAUGGUUUGUGUGUGUCCGUGUGUGCGUUCCCAUUUGUGUGGUCCUGUCUUGGUGGCCAGGGAGCACGGUUUUAUAUACAACACUGUAUAUGAGUCAGCACUGCAAAAGGUUUCAUUGCAGACAUUCGUAUUGAGGUCUUUAGCAUGAGAUUGACCCAAAGACAUGCCUGUACAGUUCUAAUUUUUUCUGUGUGUUUGUUAUUUAAUUUUAGUGAACCCCAAGGAGCUGACUAGGCAAAAAAAAAAAAAAAAAAAACCCAGGCUGUGGCAUUAUAUAAAAACAAAAACAAAAAAAAGUGAAGUAAAAAUCUUCUAGAGAAGCAAAGUAGAUGAAGGAUGGUACAAUGUUAUUAUCUGGUUGAAUGAGGUGCAAUACGGAACUCUGGUGUCAUAUAUUGCUCUAACAGGAAAUGGGUAGAAAAGCUGAAGUGAACUUCAGAGAGAACUGACAUCUUCUGUUGAAGCCAUCCCAGGUUUCGUUGCAACAAAGGUGAGAUUGACGUCUAGAAGAUGCCAGUUCCGCCUCCUCCAGCUCCGCCACCUCCCCCAACAUUUCCACAGGCAAACACAGAGAAGCCCAGUUUGAACAAAACAGAGCAGGCAGGACGAAAUGCUUUAUUGUCAGAUAUUACCAAAGGGAAAAAGCUGAAGAAGGCUGUUACCAAUGAUAGGAGCGCCCCAGUUUUUGAUAAACCCACAGGGCCAGGCGGUGGCGGAGGUGGCAGCUCUGGUUUCUCCAGUGGUGGAGGUGGCAGCUGUAACAGCGGUAAUAGUUAUGGUGGCGGUGGACCACCCGGCUUAGGAGGAUUGUUUCAGGCAGGGAUGCCGAAACUUAGAUCUACAAACAGAGAUAAUGACUCUGCAGGAAACAAAGCUCCAGUGUUUCCACCAGGAGGGCGAGCAACAUCUGCAAAGCCUUUUUCGCCUCCAGGUGGAAUAGGCAGAUUUCCGGGCCCUUCUGGACUAAGAGCUCCAGCUUCAGAGCCACAGAGAAACCGAAUGCCUCCCUCAAGACCUGACAUUGGCUGCAGGCCAGACACGAGUGCUCCUCCUGUGCCAAAUACUCCAAGACCUAUUCCAUCCAGUCUGUACAGCAGGGGUCCACCCCCUGUGCCCGGGGCCAGCAGACAAGUGAGCUUAGGCCUGACCCCUCCACCUUUCCCAGGUAGUAAAAAUCCAGGGUCCGGAGGAUCCAUUCGGCAAUCAUCACCAGUUACUCCUCCUUCGCCCUUCUCAAACAGGCCUCCUCUCCCUCCAGUACCAGGUAGGCCAACAGAAGAUAAAGCACCGCCGCCAUUACCUCCAACUGGAAACAGGCCCUCUUUUGGCAGGGAGGCUUCCCUACCACCUCCCCCGCCCCAAAACCACAAGCCACCAAUUCCUUCCACACCACGGCCACCAGCAGUAUCUCAGGGUCCUCCUCCUCUUCCCCCAAGUCGGCCAGGCCCACCUCCACUUCCACCGGCAUCCGGUGGAAAUGAUGAGAUGCCGCGGCUUCCUCAAAGGAACCUAUCGCUAGGCUCUUCUCAAACGCCGUGUCUGCCUGGCUCCAACCGUUCUGGACCUCCGCUUCCUCCCCCAGUUGAGAGACCACCACCUCCUGUAAGGGACCCGCCUAGCAGGUCAGGAUCUCUUCCUCCACCUCCGCCUCCACUAACCAGGAAUGGAAGUACUUCCAGGGCACUGCCAGCUACUCCCCAGCUUCCCUCAAGAGGAGGAUUUGAAAAACCCAGAGGUGGGGCUGUGCCCCCACCCCCUCCUGACAGGCCAGGUUCUGGAGCACCACCACCCCCUCCUCCACCCCUUUCCUCGUCUGCCCUCCGAAAUGGCUUCCAGGAUUCAUCCUGUGAUGAUGAGUGGGAAAGCAGAUUUUCCUUCCAUCCUCUGUCUGACUUGCCACCUCCAGAACCAUAUGUGCCCAUGAACAAGAGUUAUCCGAGUAAAUUGGUAAAAAAUGACAAUAAAAGUGGAUCCAGUCGCAGAGAAAGAGGUGCUCCACCACUUCCUCCAAUCCCACGGUGAAGUGGGUUUCUAAUACCUUUCAGGAUGACUGUUGUCCUUACGUGUCCUUUGAACCUCUCCACGUGUCACAACGCUCCUUCUCCAACAGCACAUUUGAGCACAGCUCUCCAUCUUUAGAUCAAGUUAUUUCUUUUUAUUUUCCCAUUUAAUUUGGUGAAGCUCAAGGACCUGUUUUGAAUGGCCUGCCUACCUUGGUUUAGAUACAGGGUGACUGAGAACUUAUUCCCCAUUUCUUGGCAUUUAGUUCUACUGAUACUAGUGGAACAUGCUUCCAAUUAAGUGCCAAAGUAUCCUUGAAAACUAUCUUCAGAACUUCUUGAAACUAUCAUUUGUUGCAGUUUUGCUCAGCCUUGUCAUCAACAAGGAGAGAAAAGCUGCCUUGGCUUUAUAGCAUAAUAUUCUUAAGAUGUAAUUCCUGGAGAUGAAAAUCUUCCGUAUUUCUAUGGAUGGAAGUUUGGUUCACUUUUUAACUGUAAUCUCUGUGAGAUUACUGAUCAAUUUGAUCUGGCCCAUUUGACCAUAAAAAAAAAAGUGUGGCACAGUAAUUGCUACAUUCCAUCUCUAGGAGGAGAUUGGCAUAAUUACGUGACAUUUUCUCAGGCAAUCUGUUUGAUCUGUAAUGAAUUGUAGCCUUUCAGAGACCAAAAGAACGUUGCCACCAAGAUUGCUUAUAACUUCCGUUACAGCUUUCACAAAUGCAUCUCAGUCUAGCUGUUGGGCUCAAUUGGAUUGAAGUGGAGAAUUAAAAAAAGAAAAAUGCUGUGCACUCAGUCAUUAGGUUGGGAUGAUUGAGCAUCAUUGUCAUCUUGAGGAUUACACCAUCACUUCACUAAUGGUUCUACUAUUAGACCUCCCUUCCAAGACAUAUCAUACCCAAAGCUUCCCAUUUAUAUGUAAUGUUUACUAUAAAAGCCUGUAUUUUGAUCCAUGAAAGACCGAUACUCAACAAUUAUUUAGUGUAUCCAAGUAUCAAAGAAUGCCACUAAGACUUUCUGUGACUUUUUGCUAAUAUCUAUGUGCUGGACCUCCAUUUUUAUUAUGGUACAAGUUCAAACUUUUGAGUAUGAGAAGUUUUUAUGUGCUUCAAACAGCUUUUCUUUUCUUUUGCAUGGCAGCAACUAAUCAAACAUCCAACUCUAUGUAGGAAAUGUCUAACUAUAGAACAAAUUCAGUUGAGCUUUUACAAGCGCUCAUUAAGUUUUCAACCUGGGUUCAGAAGAGUUUAGUAUUUACCUUCUGAUUUUGCAGCAAUGAUAAUUCCUUCCACAGGAUUUUCUUUACCUGAAAAGGUGCAAGAGAAGACUUGGUUAUUAAGGGUUGGGACCCUAUGCUUUUGGACCCUGCCUGACAAUAAAUGGAUUUGGCAAUUUACAAUGUUCAUUCUACCUAACUGAUAUCAACAUAUGGCAAGAAUCCUUGAAGAAUUUAUGAUUCUGUACUGAAAUUCACAUGAUAAGCUACCCAGAGUGGCUUGACGGGGAGAUAGACAGCAUAUAAAUGUAAUAAAUAAGUAAUCAUAAAAUAAAGCAAAUACAGUAUCUACUUAGGGGAAACAAAUUAUGAAGAUUUAAUUUCAAGGAUCUUCUCGUUUUAUCUGCUUAAUACUUCACAAGGUAGAGACAGGAGAGUGAUCUUUCAAAUGAUGUUAGCAGCAUCUGUAAGGGAGGUUAAAAAAAAAAAAAAUCAAAAUGGCAGUCACUGCAGCAUGAUUGAACCUGCGCCCUCUUUCUACCUGUUGUGACAUUGCAGUGCACAUACAGAGAAGCCGAGUUUCAACUGCAUUGCCACGACUGUUAUCUUGACUCUUUUUGACUUCACCUCUGCAGAUGCUGUUGACCAAUGAUGUCAUGAGAUGGAAAGAAGCAGAAAUAUUGAUGAAUCCAUGUGUUUAAUAUAAUGCGCAACAAUUGUGGAAAGGUAAAGUAAGAUUAAGUCAGAUACAUGAAAAGUACACUCACAUAUUUGAGGAAAAGGUCGGAGGAUACACUCGAAAGCGUUCAUCAGUGGCCUUAUCAGCAAAGAUACCCUUUUGUGUAUUUCCCGUUUAUGAUAAACAAAGGAUGGAACUAAAGAGAACAGAGAAUAUAACUUUACAUUUUCUCUCUCUGUGUGUAUGUAGUUUUUAAGUUUACUUUUUUGGUUUAAAAUAGACUGUCUUAGUGUUGAGGUUCAUUCUUUGAACCCACUUCUGUGACAGAAUUGGUAUGUAAUGAAUAGCUUUCAGGAUCCAAAACCUUUACCUACACAAAUUUUGCUAAUAUCAGCAAUUCACAUAAACUACAAUCACAAAUAGGUUUCAGCACUUUUCAGAAUGAUAUAUAGUCUACAAUUAGAUUUUUCACAGUAGACUGUUGCCCUGUUUGUAUAUACUUAUUCUGACAUUCAUACAGAUUAAUCAUUCCAGUUUUAAUCGGAUUGCUGUUGUACAGUAUGUAUGUGUGGAUUAUAAACAACUUCAACAAGACGAAAAAGAAAUAAUUGAAUGAUUAUUUACAUUUCGUUGCAGACACUGAAUAUUUAUGUUUUCUGUAUUACACAGAUUUUUUUAAAUGCUCCAAGGUCUCUGCAUCUUGUAUAUGUAUUUUGAUAAUCAUUUUUUAAGCAUUUAAAGGGAAUAUUGCAGAAAGAAAUUCCAAAUUCACUGCAAUUGCAGUAGUUAAUGUAAUAGAAUCUUUUGAGCUAGAAAACUUGGACAAACUGAUUUAUCAACAAAAGGGUCUGACAUACUGGUACUCUCUCACUUUUAUGUUAGUAGAUUGGCCAUUAUAAAUAAGGUUAUAGAGCACUGUUCUUCUACCAGUAAAUCAGGAUCAGUUUUCUUCAACUUGGUGCUUUCUGGCUCCAGUGGGAUGUCAGUUCCAAAUCUCAUAUCAUUUAACCACCUUGACCAUUGCUGAUUAGGAAUAACAGGACUUAAAGUCCCAAAAUGUCCAGCAAGAACCAGUUUAGGGAAAAUUAGUCAAGACAUGUGAAGAAGUAUAGUCAGCCAGGAAUAGAAAGAGCAGGCAAAUAAUAAAAAUACCUGUACUCCGCUUAGUUAUUUUAUCUUACUGUGCUUGUUAUAAGCAUAUGCCAGAUAACAUUUCUUAUUAUAACUGCUACUACUAUUAAUAAAUAGCUGCCAUUUUUCUGGGAUUUAGAAAAUCAUCUUUUUUAAAAAAAAACUGGCAAAUUUAAUUCUAGUGCAAUAUGAUCUGAAAUUUCAACCAAAGCCUUAAUGUGCAGAAUGUGAUGUGGCCUUCAGAGAGAAAUAUUGUCUUCUCUCUUUCUCAGAGGAUAAUUUGUUAGCACUUUCUCUUCUAUAGGAAUCUUCCUCAAAGAAUUUAUGCUAAAUACUGUAAGAAAAUAUUUCAAAGGAGAAGAGAUUUGUUUUGGUUGUGUAAACAUCUUUUUCUUUCACCAGAUAUAUAUUAAAAACAACAUGUUUAACACAUUUGAGUAUAGAUGUUUUAGAGUACAUAUUUAUUUACGCACAAUAAGUAAACGGGAAAAUAAAAUCAGAUUUUCACCACUGGUGCCUUGAAACACCUUGGUGCCUUGAGUCUAAAUGGCAGCUUUGAAAAGAAACAAGAUCGAAAACUUAUUGUCUCCAGACCCACUGUGAACUUCAAAUAUAACAUUUAUGCUUUAUCAUGUGUGAUAUUCAAGCAACAUACAACCCACAGUGUUCACUCUGUAGCAUCUUAUCUUACUGUAAAGAAAUACAAUAUAAUGAAUUGCAAAAGACUUAUCAGACUGUAAUUUUAAGAUCUUUAUUCUAGAAGUUCUUAGAUGGAUGAAUUCAUGGAAAUUUGAGAUGGAUGUGUUUAAAAUUUGAAAAAAAGACAAAAUUUAAAUCCUUUUCAUAUGAAUCAAAUCAAUUGUGAAAUAACAGGAUAUGCAUUUAAAAUAUAUGAUCCAUACCCCCCUUUUUAUAAAAUUGCACAUAUAUCAUGGAAUAAAACAUGCCCAUAUUGUAAAUAAGAUUGUUUCUAUUUGACUUUAGGUUAUUAACAUGCUUAUCUUAAAGUACAUGUACAUGAGAAACUAAAUGGCAAGUGAUUUUUUUGCAUGUACAAAGGAAUAAAAAUUAAAAUGAUGCAAAGGUUUGUCAGAUGGAGCUGUAUUUGCCUUUGUUAUAUGCAAAAUGUGGGUUGAUAACCUUUCUCAUUAUUGAGUUGCCACCAAAGCACAAAUACAUCAGUGGGACUGUAUAUACAACGGGUAAUUCAGUGCAAUCCUCUUUGAUAGUGCCAAUUCAUUUGUGAUUAUCAGACUUGGAUAUUCUUCCUAGCGCCCAUAAUUGUAUUAUCUCGAUCUAAAAUUUUUGUUUUGUUAAGAAAUUUAAUCGACAUAUUAAAUCUAUAUGAGCUUAA
Messenger RNA from Crotalus tigris (Tiger rattlesnake), 6900 nucleotides. RefSeq names its product WAS/WASL interacting protein family member 1 (gene WIPF1). Lineage: Eukaryota; Metazoa; Chordata; Lepidosauria; Squamata; Viperidae. The coding region runs from base 1034 to 2545 and encodes 503 amino acids. The transcript is spliced from 8 exons. Gene Ontology annotation, molecular function: actin binding. The record is from RefSeq and is a predicted model, not a curated record.